GAUCCAACGUCUAAUUAUAUGAUCGUUAUGAAGUACUACGAAAGCGGCAACUUAUACCAAUACCUUGAUCGCCAUAAUGGGAUUCUUUCUUGGAAAGAUAUAAUAGGUAUAUUACAGGGAUUCGCUAGAGGUCUUGAAAGAAUUCAUAUUGAAGGAGAAAUUCAUAAAAAUCUUCACGGAGGAAAUUUACUUAUUGAGGAUGAUAAAAUCUCAACUGACGCACGUAUUGGAGAUGUGGGCCUUUAUGGACCAAGCUAUAUUAUUAAAAAUGAAAAUCCCAAUAAAAUUUAUGGGGUUUUGCCAUACGUUGCACCGGAAGUUUUACGUGGUAAAAAUUACAGUACCGCUUCCGACAUAUUUUCAUUUGGUAUUAACAUGAAUACUCUUGCAACUGGGCAAAGGCCUUGGUAUAAUAGAGCACACGACUAUAAUUUGGCAAAAGAUGUAUGUAACGGUUUAAGACCUGCAAUCUCAGAUGAUACACCAAAAUUUUAUGCAGAUUUAAUGGAACAAUGUUGGGAUGAUGAACCAGAUAAACGACCAACUGCAUCUCAUAUA
Messenger RNA from Rhizophagus irregularis DAOM 181602=DAOM 197198, 558 nucleotides. RefSeq lists its product as uncharacterized. Lineage: Eukaryota; Fungi; Glomeromycota; Glomeromycetes; Glomerales; Glomeraceae. Gene Ontology annotation, biological process: protein phosphorylation; signal transduction. Gene Ontology annotation, molecular function: protein kinase activity; ATP binding. Gene Ontology annotation, cellular component: cytoplasm. The record is from RefSeq and is a predicted model, not a curated record.